GUGUAAGCCGUGUAAGCGCUGUCUGCAUUCUGUCUGACGGCAUUUAGAGUGUCGUGCAUUUGGUGACUCAUCAUGAACGAAGUUGCUUUAUAAUUCAUUUAAAAACACAUAUUUCAUCAGUGAAGAAUGUAAGCAUUUUGACAAAAGUGACUUUAAUGCUGAGGCAUUUAGUGAAACUUUUUUUCAGUGCUGCGUGUAUAAGAAUUAUUUAAUACGAGUCUAACCUCGAGUUAGCGGGACCAAGUUUAUGAAAAUAAUUCAUAAGGCAAGCUGAUACAAAGGAUAAUUAAAUGUCCUUACACUGCCCAAACUUGGGGUUGGGGUAUGUCCUCUCAACUGCAUGUAUUUUGGUGUUGUUCCUCGUCACAAACUUUUCACUGGCGGAUGAUGGAAUCCUGGACGAGAUGCCUAAAAAGGAAAGGAUUAAGAUGUUGAAGAAAUGGAAAAUAAUUCCCGAAUGUAUUUUCAUUAAACCACGUCACGAGGUUCUGGUAAAGCACGAGGGUGAUAUUCCCAUCAAAUUUGGUACAGAAGUGAAACCUGCAGCAGGCAUGGCAUGGCUCACUCAGAAUAUGCGUUGGAACAACACACCAGAAGACCUAAAAGUUUACUAUUCUGCGAUGCUAGUAGGUCUAGAUGAGCCCUCAGUUCAGACUCCAAACCACCGUGAAUAUUUAUACUGGCUAGUGACAAACAUUCCAGGAAACAGAAUUGUGGAAAGUCAUACUAUUGCUGAAUAUCAACGUCCCAAUCCAAACGCAAAUACAGGUUUGCAUCGGUAUGUGUACAUAGUUUACCGUCAACCAUGUGGGAAGAUGAUCUACAAAGAAAAACACAUUGAUGUGGGAGACAUUGUGCCUAGGUACAAUUUUUCAAACCGGAUAUUUGCAGACAAGUACGGAUAUGCAGGGCCUUAUGCUGUUAAUUUCUUCACCACUAAGUCUCCUUCGCCCCAAUACACAUAGGUUCGAGCUGUCGAAUAACAUUUGCAUCAACAGCAACGCGUUUGAGGUUCGGCGAAAUCUGAAGGAGACCGGCCGCUGAUCUACGUCAAUUUUUUAGAAUCUCUCCGAUGAAAACGAGACAACUUGCAAACAACCCCACACUGAGAAAGAUGAAUGCCGAUUGCAAAUCGUUCAAACUAUAAGCUCGAGGCCCCUUGUUAUCUUUUUCAAUCAGAGAAGCAUAUAGCGGAUCCGCGUCGUAUAAUUCAUCAAGCAAUCGCCCACUGAGUCCUGUUUCAUAUAAUCGAUGUAUCAAUAGAUUAAAUUCAUCACGAAGAAAUGAGAAUUUCAGCAUCGGAAAAAUGAAUGGGAAAUUUGUCAGGCACUCUUUCAUCAGAUGAUACUCCGUUUCGCGUGAUCGCAACGCGCGAGGUAAAAUAACACUCUGCUUCGACACGAGGAAAAAAGGAAUAUGCAGCAGAAAAACAUCCACCUCCGCAAUGAUCAAUUCAUUUUUCCGCACCUCUCUCGAGGCGUACUCAGCGGUUCCAAAGGUCAGAUUUGACGAAUUCCCACCCUCAGUGAGUGAUGAGUUACGUUCUAAAAAGUCCAAAACUAAUACAGCAUCGCUGUACUCCAAACUGUCAGUGAGUCUUGCCCUCAAAUUGUUGGAUAACCUCAGUUGGUCAAACAAAUUAUAGACAGCUCGGAUGUCCCAUGUUUGGAUAAA
Bemisia tabaci is the source of this 1674-nucleotide messenger RNA. Lineage: Eukaryota; Metazoa; Arthropoda; Insecta; Hemiptera; Aleyrodidae. The record is from RefSeq and is a predicted model, not a curated record.